GUAGUUCAGUUAUUGGGGCGCGACGUUAGGAGCGAGAGCGCCUCAUAUCGGUUCAGGUCGAGUUUUUUAUUGUUGUUGCCUAGCUUGCUAUUUCCUUCUUUUGCUAAAGGCCAAGUUAAACAGUUUAGGGCAGGGUUCCUAAACCUUGUAUCAUCAUACCUUCCUUCAUUGUCAUCUUAAUGUACACACCUCCUUUAAAAAUACAAACACCAAAAUGAACACAGGAGAACAAGGAGAAUAAUACAAUGAAACUGCAGGAAAGGUGGAUUUAUUAAAAAUGUAAUUAAAAGGUUGCUCAGAGAUCCUCUGGACUCAGCUCCGCCCCAAGGGAGGCACACCUCACCGUUUGGCAAACCUGGUUUAGGGGAUUAGCGUUGGGAAAGGGAGACAUGAUGCUCUUAGCUGAGCCACCAUCUACCUGCCUUUCCUCUACAGUGUACUAUAUGGUUUGUGAAGCUGGAUUUGAGAGGAAAUCAAGCUAUGCUCUCAGUAGUAUUAUAUGCAGCACCGGUGAAAUAAAUUGGGAAUUCAUCACAGAACAUGUACAAUAUGGAGAGCAAGACCCAACAUUGGAUUAUAUCAAAAGUGUGAGAUCUCUUGGUCCUUUAUGUGAAUCUAUUCACUUGCAUUUGAAAUCACUUACCAUGGAGCAAUUUGAAAACCAGUUUGUGGUGUGGCUUCAAUGGACAAACUGCCCAGAGAUAUUUCUUGAAAUGUUUGAUACCGUAAGGAACCCACAUGAUGCAGCAGUUGCACUCAGUUUAAUGAAGCUUACAUCAAGUUUGGAACGAGCCUUGGGUGAUGUAUUCUUAUUAAUUGGGAAAGAUUGUCCUUUUCUUCUAAGGGAUUUGCUUGCAUCCCAGGAACUUUUUUCUAUCUUUGGGCAACCAGUGAUGGAUGUUCUGAAGGUGUUCAUUGGGUGUCCAGAUGGUCUAAACCUCCGUAAUAUUUUGUGGCAUGGAUUUGUAUCAGCUAAAGAGAUUCCUGUCAAAUAUUUCUCCAUGCUACUUUUUUUAACAGCUGGAUUGGGACAACUGCUUAAUAAUUACUGCCUUCAGACUCAUUCUGCUUUAGUUCAUCGACCCUAUGUAUCUUUCACUCACUUGAAAGAGCUACAUAUAUUUCCAGAUCUUAAUAAAGAACUCUUGUCAUUAGCUGAAGAAUUAGUAACAAAAUCCAGUAUUGUGCUAAAGACCAUGUUACCUUUUUGGAUUACUGCAAUAACUUCAUUCCAGCAGGCGAGAUAUGCCGACUGUGUCAUUUUGCUACUUCCUCAGCUGGAAGGUGCGCUUAGAGUACUCUUCACAGCCGUUAAUAAAUGCCCAAGCAGACUAAUGACAGCUGAGUCAUCUUCUCUGUAUACCACUUUUGAUGAAAUACUAGCAAAACAGUUGAAUAAUGAAGAAAUGAAUCAGCUCCCCGGAGUCCUUGGUGAAUCAGGAAUGGAAUUUCUUUGGGAUUUUUUGAACCAUCAAGAAGGCCCACGUGUUAGAGACCAUCUGAGCCAUGGGGAAAUCAACUUAAAUCACUUCCCAAGAGAAAUAGCAAAUUCCAUGCUUUCAUUUUCUAUUACACUCCACUGCAGAUUUUCACAGGAUGACUUGGCUUCCAUUAAGGAACACGAAUUCUUAAAACUGUUAAUGACUUGUGCAAAUAAUUACUGUACCAGGUUUCAUCCAAUAAUUCAGCUUAAAAAACAGAUCCUGAACUGCAUAAAAAGUAUCACCUCUUGGCCAGAUUUUCCUAUGGAGCCUGAAGAACAAGAAGUUUCAGGAUCAGGAAGAGAUACUGCCCCCUGCAUUCUUAUGAUCAGUGAUAUUUUGUCUCAAUUGCAGCCCUAUUUGUCUGUGAAUGUUACACUAUUAGGUGACUCCUUAAAUAAUCUGCUAACUGAGAAGUUACUGACUGAACUUUGUAGCAAGCACAUUCAUACCCUUUUCUCUCCACGAAUUGUCCUGGAAACCAUUGUGGUGCUUCGCCAGAUAAGCACCCAUUGCCAUCAUGUGUCAUGUCAAGUCAUUUCGGUUUGUGAAACCAGAUAUAAACAGUGGAUAAACAAGUCACUGAGAUCUCGCCAACGACUUACCUUUCUGCGCAUGAAAAGAAGUAUCAAAUUUCUGUCCCCAGUUUUGCAACUCGUUUUAAUCUUGAUUACCCUGGAGCUAGGGAACAUUCAUAUGAUUUGCAGAAAAAAUACUUUUGAAUGUCAAAAGUACUUAAAGUUUCUCAGACUGAUUUUGCAGUAUAUUGAGAACUUGGUGACUUAUACAAGUCCAGAAAAAAAUAAAUGGGAUGAAACCAUAGUGCUUACACACAAAUCAUUGAUAAAAAUCAGAACCUUUCUAGGAAGAGAACUGAUGCUUGUACAGCUAGCUGAAACAAAGAAUAUAGUUAGUCCUCAUCAAAAUUCUAUAGGUUUAACCUAAACAGGCAGUUAUCAUUUCUCCCCAAUUUAUACAGAUCAACAUUUGCAAAAACUAUGUGCCUAUAUUCUCCAAUGCAGUGGAGUGUAGAUGUGAGUAUGAAAGAUUUUCUGAGCAAAAAAAAAAAAUAAAAAAUAUGGCAAAGCCACUAUUAUCUGUUGAAUAUGGGUGGAUGGGUAUAUCAGAUGAUGGAUCAAUGGAUGGACUGAUGGAUAAAUGAAUGGGUUUGAUCACAUUAGUAAGAUCAGUAUUAUUGCUGCUAUAAAUAUAUAUUUUAUUUUUACUAAAGUGCGUUAUAUACGUUACUAUAAAAAUGUUUCAGUAAAAUAUACUGAUUUGUAAAUUAUUUUUUACAAUUUUCGCUGAUUAAGGUGAAUAAACUGGGAGAUAUGAGUUACCAUUAUAGAUUGAAAAUGUUAUUGCCUAUUUCUCAGAACUCAUUCUGAAUUCACAUUAAUAUUUAAUUAUCAUUGUGAUAUUUUGAGGACUCAGAAUUGUACUAUGCGUCUGCAUAGUACAUAGUACAUCUCACAAUUCUUUUACAUCAGUCUUUGGAAUUCCUUUCCUGACUGGUGCCUCUUGCACAGCCUCACUUUAUGACCACAUUGCUUAGCAAUGGAAAUGCUGAUCUCAUUGUACGUUGAGGACUGGCUGUACUGCAUUAAAAACAAAAAAAGCCUACAGUAGUAUGCUUUCUUACCAGGAAACUAAACACAAGGUGGCGGUGUAGGACAACAUGUACUCCCUUUUUACAACCUGUAAGGACAACAUAAACAGAAAAUAAAAGCAGGAGAGUAGAAAGUUAGAAAUGUCAUUACCUCCAUUGGACCCAGGAAACGUGUAGAUUUUUAAAUAAGGGAAUAUUAAAAGUGUAGGACUAAGCAUUCUCUUGUCAAAUGCAUUCUUCCUAGUCUUAAAUAUGCUGGGAAUCCAUCAUUCAAAUUCAACAUGCAGAUUCUUUCUCUGCCAAAAAACCAAAUCAUUCCCAUUAAUCGUUCCAUCAACCCUGAAAACUGGUCAUAUUUUUUUUCCUCUUCACUUUUCUUCCCUGGUUUAGAAAAUAUACCUGAGCCCAGAGAUUCUUCAAUUGUCUCAAAAUCCAAGGAUGAUUCAGGUCUAGCUGCUCCUUGUGUUGUCAUUUGUUCCAGCUUGAAUGAGCAAGAGAUAUCUGUUGAUAGGCUUGAUGAAUUUUGGGGAGGGGGGAUGUUGAUCUGUUAAAUCCCUUAGAGGGCAAAUUUAAUGAAAUCCUAUUUACCAGAGUUCACGUCCAUGUGCAUUUAAAGAAAUUGAAUCCUUACUGGAUGAUUUUGUAUGAUUUGUGUUCUAAGUUAUUCUAGUCUAUUUUUUAAAAAAAAUCUAUAUGGAAACAAAGUUUUUUUAGGAGACUGAAACCACAGAGUCACUUGUUUAAUCAUAAAGACGUGUUCCUUAGCAUUAAUAAUGCUGUUAUAUUUUAUUAAAAAUUGUAUGGGAUUUUUUAAGA
Molecule: messenger RNA, 3906 nt
Organism: Crotalus tigris (Tiger rattlesnake)
Lineage: Eukaryota; Metazoa; Chordata; Lepidosauria; Squamata; Viperidae
Gene: ERMARD
Product: ER membrane associated RNA degradation
Exons: 18
Coding region: 390-2426 (678 amino acids)
Source: RefSeq, a predicted model, not a curated record